UUUCUUUCACCGGAAAAAAAACGAAAAAAAAACUUACCUCAAAUUAAAUCCAAAAAGUGCUUUUAAAAAGUUCGAUUAAAAUCUCUUUACAAUACCGCCAUGAGAUCCUUGCGUUUAUCCUCGCUGGCCGCGCUCGCCUUCGCCGCCUGCCUCAUCGGCCUACUGCAGCUCUGCACGACCGUCAACGCCGAUUAUCCUGGCGUCAUCGAGCUAGUCGGCUACAGCAAUCGGCGCGCACGCACGCAUUACAUGCCACCAGCUGGCGAUAAUCCCACACUCGCCCCACCGCCAGCCAAAAUUCAAGCCGACAUCGAAACGGUCAAAGCGAAUAUCGAGAAGUACAACAAAUUACUAACUCUGGAUACGAAAAAUUUACCCGAAUCACAAAAGGAUAUGCUGGAGCGUAUAGUUGAACGUGUGGCGCGUCUCAAAGAGUCGCUAGACAUCGAUGAUAGCGAGCGCCUGGCAGCGUCAGCUAAGCCCAUCGCGAGCGACGCCACACCACCGGCAGCUACUGACGCCGAAGGCAGCGAGACAUUGGCUGCUAAAACGACUGGCAUUACCACAGAGGCCUCUACCCAAGCCGAGGCCGAAACCGAUCCAACGCUAGUCUUGGACGAGACUACACUGCUGCACUUGCAAACCUCCAUGGAUGAGCUGGCCGUCGCACAGGCGGCAGUGACGGCACAAACUUCGAUUGCACGCGACUUGCCCAUGCCCACCACCACAGAAUAUAACUUCAAUAUAGCCAGCAGCGGUGUUGAACCAACGGACAGUGGCACAGAUAGCAGCGAAAAUGAGGACACCACCGAGAGUUUGCUGACAGCAGGUGGCACAGCCGCCGCUGAUUAUCCCACCACUACUGUGGAACCAUUCACCGAUGCCACUGAUGCUGAUGAUCAGUUUGUGGCAGCACGUUCCAACAACAAUAUUGCUGCUGCCUCAAUACGAGCCGAAUCGGAGGAGUCGACGAGCAGCAAUGGAGGUGGCAACAGCGGCAGUGGCAUUACCACAAUUGGCAGCCAGCGUACACUCACCACUAGCGGCAAAUUGACGAAGACGCGUGCCACUAAACGACCCGGCUCUGGAGGUAUUACCAAAACGGGCAUACCAAAGCGAGGCCAGAAACCAGGCGGCACAACUGCUGGCGUACAUCGCAAUAAGCAGAAGUUGGCCACCACUACUACGCAACCAUUGCAGGCUUACCAACGUCCACAGCCGCAAUAUCAGCAGCCGCAAAAGCAACCACAAUUGCAAUACCAGAAGCCGCCACAAGCAUCGCCACAAUUGCCGCUGUCGGCCACUUCGCCCUUGUAUCAGGCGUCGCAUAAAGUUUCCGUGCCGUCAUCGGCUGCAACAUUUGCCACAGAUAAGACUUCUGCUGCAGCUGCUGCCGCCGCCGCCGCCGCCUCCGCCGCCGCUGCGUCCACAGCAGCCGUAACAUCUGCGUCCGGGGGCUACUCUUCUACACCCAUCACCACAACAUUGGCCAAUAACUAUGGCAAUGUGAACAACGAUAUGGACUACGAGCCGCAAGUCAAUACGUCGGCGUUAAUUGAUAGCCUGAAUAAUGCACGCGAAGAAUUCUAUUUGCAGAAACAAGGCGUCAGCAAUAAGGAUAAG
Rhagoletis pomonella (apple maggot) is the source of this 1623-nucleotide messenger RNA. RefSeq lists its product as uncharacterized. Lineage: Eukaryota; Metazoa; Arthropoda; Insecta; Diptera; Tephritidae. The transcript is spliced from 2 exons. The record is from RefSeq and is a predicted model, not a curated record. The annotation marks the transcript as partial.